CGGCGAUGUAACUUUUACCAGGAGAACGGUCAGCCCUUUCCGGACCGCGGUCACUGCCCCAGACCCAGCAAGCGUUGCUGGUACGCACACCCGGACGACCCGGAGUGGCCUACCGCACGCCUCGUUGCCCCAUACGUACCGCCGUACGCACCACAUCCAAGCGCGCGCCCACCCUCGCCGUACGGUCCGCCACCCCCUCCCCCGCCGCCGGUCAAAAUCGAACCUAGGGAACGCAUCCCGAGCUUCUCCUCUGCGCACGGUGCGCACGUAGACCGCGACGGCGACGUCGACAUGCAUCCACCGCGGGCGCCACACGGACGGGGCCACUCCCCGGCGAACUCGAUCGCGUCGUCUUCGGCACGCCGUCCGUCCUAUGUCGCGAGCGGAGCCCGAAUGCGAGACGAGGAGAAGGACGAUGAGAGGGUGCGGUACCGGGACGAUGAUCGCAGACGAGAGGACGAGAGAAGGUACGAGGAGGACCGGAACAGAGACCGUGACAGGCGGAGAGACGACGACCGGCGCCGAGACGAUGACUAUCACAGGAGUGAGAGACGACGAGACGACCGAUCCAGGGAUCGCAGGAGCCGAUCGAGCUCGCGCGCUCGGAGGCCGUCGUCGUCCUCUCGCCACCGCCGACCGUCCUCCGCGCACACACCACCGAAGGCCUUGACAAAGGAAGAGAAGAUACAGCUUUGGUUAAAGCGCACCGACGAUUUGAAGCGGACAGUACAAGCCCGCAGCGAGCACCUGCGCUUGCAUGAGGAGGUGAAGAAGUACGAGCGGCUCACGAAGUCAGCGCAGUACGAGACCCUGCCAGAGGAAGAAAAGGCUGCGCUCCACAAGCUCCUCGAGUCUACCACUUCGCGCUUCCAUGCGAAACAGACAGAGUUGAACGGCCUUGCAGGGAAGCUCGUUCCCGAUGACUUCUGGCCCUUCUUCGCGCAACGCGCGCAACAAACCACCGACCCAGGCUAUCAAGAGAUGAUCAGAACCCUCGCCGGUCUGAGGGAGCAGGUCGAAGGCCUUCACGGCGCACUGGCCAGCGUGCAGCCCUCGCAGCCCUUGACAGCGGCGACAGCGGGUCCUUCUACGUCUACAGCGGUGGCUGCGCCUGCGUCGAAUCCAGAACCCGGCGAGAUCUCGAAUGACCCUCCCGCUCGCCCCAAGAAGCGGCGGCGUGUCUCCGUCGACGCAAGUGCACGAGUACCAGACCUCUCCGCGGGAGAGGCGGAGAAGAUGCAGGACCAUCUCGCCGAGCUCACCCACCGAAUCUCAGAGCUGCGCAACGAUUUCCUCCAAUACGACAGCAAGAUUGCCGACGAAGUGGAAGCCGAGCUUGACUACAGACUGGCUGGCCUACGGCUGGGAGUGGGUGGAGAGGAAGAUAGGCCCGCCGACCCCGAGCUUCAGCAGAAGGUACAGAGACUGUUGGACGCUAGCAAGGUGGCCGACGAGAAAACAACACAAGCCCUCGCAGACCUCGCAGACUUGAAGACUAAAGGCCAAGCGGAGGAAGAAGAGCGUGCGCUUAUGCAGACACAGAGGGACGCCGUUGCGAAGUCUCUAGAGGAGACCUUGGCGGAGUUCGCGCAGAUGUCGAAGACCAUUGCCGACCAAAGGGCGGAGAUCCACGCGCUGAGCCAGGCGAUCACCGCCAUCGGCGCGCAGGGGUCACAUCCGCCCCUCCCGCCCGCGCCCCUCACCGCCGAAGAGAUCGUCGAGGCGAUCCGGCCGCAGCUGCUGAACGCCACGCGUGACGACCUCAACGCGAUCCUAGAGGAUGUUCGUGCGCACAUCCAGAAGGAGCUGCAGGAGCAGUCGAAGUCUGUUAGCGGCGACCUCAUGACGCAGAUCGGCCCCGUCGUACGCUCGGUCGAAUGGAUCUCGGCCUGGAUCGACCGAAUACGAAAUCAAAACACCACGAUUGUUACGACCUCAGCCGCUGGUAGUUCCACCUCCGCCACCACUACAGACAAGGGGAAGGGUGUUGCGCGAUGAAGAAGUACUCAAGAUUCUGUAACUCUGUUUUGAACCUCUCCGUUGUUGCUUGUUGUACUUUUUGUGUAUAUCCUGUUAAUGACCCGUCUGCACUAUUAUCCCAAUACUCUACGUAGUACUCAGAUAUGUC
This is a messenger RNA of Trametes versicolor FP-101664 SS1, 2128 nucleotides long. RefSeq lists its product as uncharacterized. The transcript is spliced from 4 exons. NCBI's taxonomy places the organism in Eukaryota, Fungi, Basidiomycota, Agaricomycetes, Polyporales, Polyporaceae. Bases 292 to 1998 code for a protein of 568 amino acids. The record is from RefSeq and is a predicted model, not a curated record.